UCUGUCAAGAUGGCGACAUCGGAGCCGAAAGCAGCUGAAACUGAAGAUCAACAGACUGACAGCCAAGUCGUGGCAAAUCCUGAGCAGUAUAUCAAGCACCCCUUGCAAAACAGAUGGGCCCUGUGGUAUUUCAAAAACGACAAGAGCAAAAGCUGGACAGAGAACUUGCGUCUCAUUUCCAAGUUUGACACAGUGGAGGACUUUUGGGCAUUAUACAACCAUAUACAGCAACCAAGCAAACUUGGCUUUGGCUGUGAUUACUGUUUAUUUAAGGAUGGGAUCAAGCCAAUGUGGGAGGAUGACAGGAACAAGCUGGGGGGCCGAUGGCUGAUGACUCUCAAUAAACAACAGAGACACAAUGACCUUGACCGCUUCUGGAUGGAGACGCUCUUGUGUUUAGUCGGUGAGUCGUUUGAUGAGGCGAGUGAAGAUGUGUGUGGAGCCGUGGUCAACGUCAGACCCAAAGGUGACAAAAUAGCCAUCUGGACGAGCAACUGCCAAAACAGGGACGCCAUCAUGACGAUAGGUCAACUUUAUAAGGAGCGCCUGAACAUCCCCAUCAAAGCCAUGAUCGGCUACCAGUCACACGACGACACAUCCAGCAAGAGCGGAUCCACCACCAAGAACAUGUACUCCGUUUGAACCCCACCCCCACCCCCCUUCAACUUGCUGUAGAU
Molecule: messenger RNA, 677 nt
Organism: Chelmon rostratus (copperband butterflyfish)
Lineage: Eukaryota; Metazoa; Chordata; Actinopteri; Chaetodontiformes; Chaetodontidae
Gene: eif4e1c
Product: eukaryotic translation initiation factor 4E family member 1c
Exons: 7
Coding region: 10-642 (210 amino acids)
Biological process (GO): translational initiation
Cellular component (GO): eukaryotic translation initiation factor 4F complex; cytoplasm
Molecular function (GO): RNA 7-methylguanosine cap binding; translation initiation factor activity
Source: RefSeq, a predicted model, not a curated record